CGAACGGGAACUUCUGGAGAGGAAGUACAGUACGAAUUCGACUUGGCCGGAUCGUUCGUACAUACAGGCGGCACCACGGUGACCUGUCAAGGUAUACACGUACUCGAACCUACAACAUCCAUUGCGCUAUCACCCCCUUGCAUUAGACGCUACUACUGUACGAUCGCUUAUCCGAAAGUGGCGUUCCAACAGCUCUAGCACUACUACUAUCAAACUGACUGCGAUGUUGGUACCGUUCACCAAGUUCAACGGCGCCGGCAAUGACUUUGUCUUGAUCGACAAUCGCAGCCUCGGCCUUCACCUGACGUCGGCCCAGGCAAUCCGACUCUGCGAUCGGCAGCUCGGUAUAGGCGCCGACGGGCUCCUGCUUGUGGUCCCAUGCCCGUCUGGGAACGCCGACGUUGCGUGGGAGUUUUGGCAGUGCGACGGCGACACGGCCAGCUUUUGCGGUAAUGGCUCUCGGUGCUUUGUUCGAUUUGUGCAAUCUCUGCUUGGCCACACGAACCCCGUCACAUUUGAGACCGGGGCUGGCAUUGUCUCUGGAGCCUUAGUGGCCACCACCAGUGACAUUGCCGUCCUGCUGCCGCCGCCCACGGCCUUGAGCUUGCAUGCGACAGUGCAUUUGGCCUCUGGCCCUCAUGUCGUGCAUUCCAUCAACACGGGGGUGCCCCACGCGGUGCUGUUUGUGGAGGACGUGGCCGCCAUCGAUGUACGUAGCCUAGGCAGUGAAGUGCGACACCACAAGCACUUUAGCCCACAUGGCGCCAACGCCAAUUUCGUCCAAGUCCUGGGACCUAAUCACCUCCGUGUUCGCACGUUUGAGCGGGGGGUCGAAGGAGAAACGCUGGCUUGCGGCUCGGGCGUGGCGGCGGCCGCCCUUGUAGCUGCGAUAGUUCACGGCUUUACAUCGCCUGUGAAAAUUGACGUGCAAAGUGGAGCCACGUUGGGCAUCCAGUUUGCCACGCCGACGUCGUCGCAGGACCAAUCGUUUACGAAUGUGCUCCUCAUUGGACCAGCAGAAGCCACGUUCUCGGGUACGGUGGAGCUUUAGUUCCUAGGAGUUUAGCGCAUGUACUGUAAUGUACAAUGUGUGCAUAGUGCACCAGAGAGGUGUACGUCACCUCUCAGGUGCACUAUACCGGUAAUCUUGAAAAUGUCAGUCAGGAAAGCCUGAUCCAACUGGAGCCGAUUAAUUGACCGCUCACAGGAGGGUGCAUUCAAUUCUGAUUGGUUAUAAUUCAAUAGAUCAUAUGUUUUGCCUCA
This is a messenger RNA of Aphanomyces astaci, 1263 nucleotides long. RefSeq names its product diaminopimelate epimerase. The record is from RefSeq and is a predicted model, not a curated record. Gene Ontology annotation, molecular function: diaminopimelate epimerase activity. Gene Ontology annotation, cellular component: cytosol. Bases 224 to 1051 code for a protein of 275 amino acids. Lineage: Eukaryota; Oomycota; Saprolegniomycetes; Saprolegniales; Verrucalvaceae. The transcript is spliced from 2 exons.